This is a messenger RNA of Tetrahymena thermophila SB210, 1008 nucleotides long. RefSeq lists its product as hypothetical. The record is from RefSeq and is a predicted model, not a curated record. Lineage: Eukaryota; Ciliophora; Oligohymenophorea; Hymenostomatida; Tetrahymenidae. The transcript has a single exon.
AUGAUCCGUAUGAAAAGAUUUAUCGCUAGUGCCUAUGGAAUUUCUAGCAUAGAGAAGCUCACUGAUGUUGUAUUUAGUUUUGAUGAAUUUCAGGAUUUAGAUGAUGAAGAGUUCAACUUUUAGGAUAAAGAUAUUACAGAAUUUAUUGAUAAGUUUUUAGAAGCUAUCUCUACAAAUAAGAAUUUGAAUUCAUUGAUAAUUGAUGAUAAAAAGCUUUUGUUUGACGCUUGCAUAGUUUUUAAAAACAGAAAUUUUAAACACAUAAAGGAGUUCACUUUAAUCACAAAUGAUGACAUAUUUCUAAAACAAUCAUCUCACUAAGAUAUUCCUAAAUUUAUUGAAUCAUUAGAAUAAAUUGUUAGCUUAAAACUUAGCUUCAAUAAAACUGAUUUUCCAUAGCAACUACUAAUAGAAAUUGCUUAGUCUAUAGGAAAGUUAAAUCAUAUCAAAAAGUUAAGCUUGUCUUUCAAGCACUCUAAGAAGUUUAAUGAUGAAGUUUUAAAAGAAUUUUGCAAAAAUUUAGAAAAAUUGAAUUAAUUAUAAGAACUACACUUAGAUUUAGAUAAUUCCAAUAUAAGCAAUGAAGGUUUUAUUGAAUUAGGUAGUACAAUAUCUAAGAUAAAAACUUUAAGAAAAAUAUUUAUAAAUGUUCAAAGAAACCCAAAUAUUAAUGAAUAAGGUUCAUCACAAUAUUUUAAUCAUUUACUUUCGCAUCCUAAUUGCAUUAAUUUUUAAACCUAAAUGCUAUUUUAAUUCGAAGAUAAAGAACUAAAUCCUAACUUUAAACCUCUUGUAGAAUUUUAAGAUAAAGUAAAAUCCUUAACCUAGAAACUAAAAGCUCGCUAUUCCACAAAUGCUACUCCAAAUUAUUUAAAUAAAACAUUUUAGUAAAAUUAAUUAUUUUUAGGAUCAUCAUAUUAAUUUUAAAAAUUGACUCCAUUAAAAAGCAUCUAACAAUAAACUAUUUUCAAAAUAAUUCCUAAAAUUAUUAAUCUUAUUAAAAAAUGA